GACUUUUUAUAAUAUUAAUAUUUUGUCUUCAUAUCAACUGAAUAAAUCAUAAGAAUCUGAGAGCUACAUUCGAAAUGCAAAAGGUCAAUUUAACUGUUGGUGCUUUUUCGGUGCCAUUUGCUGAAGGAUUUGUUGAAGAAGACGAUCAAUUUGUUCCUAACUUAAAGUCUCUUAAACGAUUUGCAGCCAUUCUUACUGAUUAUGGCCCUUUCAACCUGAAAUUCAUUUUACCCGAGGAAGGACAAUUGGGAGUGCUAACAGAAACUGGUUAUCAUGAUGGAGUUUUGGGUCUAAUGCAAGAUGGCAAGGCUGAUAUGUGCUUUGUGCCAUUACCGUUGGAUACCCAAAAGGCUCCUGGUUAUUUCACUUCAGUUACAUCAGAAAUGGACUAUUACAUCCUAACGCGUCGUAAUUUGAAUGACCUUACAUCUGCUCUCAUUUCAAGCUUGACUUCAGUCGAAGCGAUUCCUUUAUUAUUGGCUGUUCUGGUCAUAUUAAUACUGUCAAACCUCCAAUAAUGUCACUUCGUGGGAUUAGCGUUUUGGCUAUUUUUACAUAAUUUCUAGGUGGAAUAGCCCUUUUACGAAUCUUAUUUAACAAAAAAAAUUAAUUUUUAAUUUAAUUUUGAGAUUUUUUAUGUUUAAUUGGGCAAUUCGUAUAAUAUACCCAAUUAAAACCAUUAUUGCAGU
This is a messenger RNA of Tetranychus urticae (two-spotted spider mite), 689 nucleotides long. The record is from RefSeq and is a predicted model, not a curated record. NCBI's taxonomy places the organism in Eukaryota, Metazoa, Arthropoda, Arachnida, Trombidiformes, Tetranychidae.